AUGGUGAGUCGAUUUUUGGUAAAGUCCUUCCGUGGAUUGAAGAAGGCAGAGGUUAACGAGGGCCUUCGUAAAAAGGUUGAGCACAAUGAGAAGCUACGCGUAUCUCAGCUGAAGAAGACCAAGCGUCACUCGGAACUGAAAAAGAAGAGAGUAGCAGGAGCAAAGAAACGCGCACUGAAGUACGCAAAGGAGUAUGUCGACAGGGAGAAGGAAUUGGUGGAGUUGAGGCGCAAGGCAAAGGCAGAGGGCGUUUUUUACAAGGAGCCCGACUCCAAGGUGGCCUUUGUCAUCAGGAUUAAGGGUAUCAACAAGCUCACGCCGAAGCCGAAGUUGACGCUCAGGCUCUUUCGCCUGCUCCAGCUCCACAACGGGGUGUUUGUAAAGCUGAAUAAGGCCACAAUGGAGAUGCUGAAGUUGGUGACCCCGUACGUCACCUACGGGUACCCAUCGCUCUCAAUGGUUCGCAAGCUCCUUUACAAGCGCGGAUACGCCAAGGUUGGGAAGCCAGGUGCAAGGCAGAGGGUCAGGUUGAACAGCGACGACCUGGUCAGCAAGCACCUCGGAAGGUACGGUGUGCACUCCCUCGAGGACCUGGUGCACGAGAUAUACACGUGCGGCCCUCACUUCAAGCAGGUCACGAACUUCCUGUGGCCCUUUAAGCUCAAUCCGCCCAGAAAGGGAUUUGUAGCAAAACGUCAUGGAUUUUCAGAAACUAGAGGAGGUGAUGCCGGAAACCGUGAGGAAUUGAUAAACAAACUCCUUGAAAGAAUGGUCUGA
Theileria orientalis strain Shintoku is the source of this 777-nucleotide messenger RNA. Its product is annotated as 60S ribosomal protein L7. Lineage: Eukaryota; Apicomplexa; Aconoidasida; Piroplasmida; Theileriidae. The transcript is spliced from 4 exons. Gene Ontology annotation, cellular component: cytosolic large ribosomal subunit. Gene Ontology annotation, biological process: maturation of LSU-rRNA from tricistronic rRNA transcript (SSU-rRNA, 5.8S rRNA, LSU-rRNA). The record is from RefSeq and is a predicted model, not a curated record. The coding region runs from base 1 to 777 and encodes 258 amino acids. Gene Ontology annotation, molecular function: structural constituent of ribosome; RNA binding.